CUACUAAUUUUAUUCUGACGGAAACCCUGCUGUGGGUUUUGCGCUCGGGAAGGGGAAAAUCGCCUCUGCUCGGUGCUCACUGCAGAAUCCAUCAACCAUGAUGUUUGAUGACGACGACGAUGAUGUGGACCCGGGAUUUAAUGUUGUUGAUAACUAUCACUUUGAGGAUGGCGAUGGCGACCCUGUUUGUUUCAGUGUUUUGCCUCUAAAGUUCGGUGAGAUUGGUGAAGUAGCAUGUCUUGAUUCCAAGAAGGUUCAUUUGCAAGGGCUUGCGGACGGUCUCCUCCUUAAAGUGCACAAAGAGGUAGUGGCUUGGAAGGUUGGACUUGACAAUGAGCAGCCAAAGAUCUUGGCGCUUUCAAGUGAGGGCAAGUGGAUAGAAUUGUUGAAACCACGGAAAUGCUACGAGAAUACUGUUCGAUCUAUAUUGAUCACGGUUCAGAUGCUCCACUUUGUAAGGAGGUGGCCUAGAAAACGAAAGACAAGCCUUUUGGAUCACCUGUCUGAAGUUUUCAGUAAAUUUGACCACAAGCCUUCUGAAUAUGACUUAAAGAAGCACCGUUCCAUAAUCAAGCUCUUUGCUGAGAAGGAUCCCACCUUGAUGAAGUCAAAGAUUCUUCAAAUGUUUACUGAGAAUACCUCCAGGAACAUCAGAGAGUCCAUUUUACAGGCUGUGCGUACCAAAGAGCCGACUGUUAUGAGCAGUAGCGACGACGAAGAAGACUUGGACAAUGAUAGUGAUGAUGAUUACAGUGGCCAAGAAGACAACCGUGAUGCUGAUUAUAGCUGUGAUGAUGACGAUAGUGAUGAUCAAGACAAUGAUGAUGACAAGAGCAAUGAUGAUUACAGCUGCAAUGAUGACGAUAGUGAUGAUGAUGGUGAUAUUGGCAAUGUUGGUGAUGAUGAUGGUGAAGCUGGUACUGAUAACUUAUGUGCGAUAUGUGACAAUGGAGGGAAAUUGCUAAGCUGUGUAGGACAAUGCAAAAGGGCCUUUCAUCCCAGAGAGAAAGAUGGAAGAGAAUCUAAUUGUGAAACUCUUGGUUUAACUACUGCACAGCUAAAGGAAAUUGAUCAAUAUCUGUGCAAGAAUUGUGAAUAUAAGCAACACCAAUGUUUCAGUUGUGGAGAUCUUGAGCCAUCUGAUGGGCCAAAUGCUAAGGUGUUCCAAUGCUAUAAAGCAUCGUGUGGGCACUUCUACCACCCUAGUUGUAUUGCCAAAUUACUUGAGCCAGAUGACACUGAUGGAGCUUGUAUGUUGGAGAAAAAGAUUGCUGCCGGUAUGUCAUUUACAUGUCCUGCACACUGGUGCUCUAAAUGUGGAAAGAUGGAAGACAGUGCUAAAAUAGCACAAUGGCUUGCGGUCUGCAGACGUUGUCCAGUGUCAUAUCACAAAAAGUGUUUGCCAAGUGACAUUUCCUUUGAGAGCAAGCGUGGCAGAAGAAUACGUGCUUGGCAGCUGGAUGAUGGAAGGGUUAUCAUUUACUGUGGAUACCAUAAACUAGAAAAAACUACUGGAACACCUCGCAGAGACCAUGUAAAGUUACCUUCUAUUACAGAAACGGACACCAUUGGAUCACAUUGCAUGGACCAUACACCUUCUGUUGCAGAAAUUGAUAGAACACGAGAUCUUUCUAAGAAGAAAGCAAAAGUGACUGGUAAAAGGAAAUUGGACAUCGAUCAAGGCUCAACAGGAACUACGGAAAUGUCAAACAAGCUAUGUAGAGAAGAAGCCGACCAAACCCAAAAAGUAGCUACGAAUAACUCAAGGGAACAUAUUAGUCAAGAAGGGAGAGGCGUUCUCAAGAAUGACACCACCCAUUUAAAUCUGGCGCACAAUGAUGAGCAGAACAACUACAUUGUGGAAGGACAGGCUGAAGGUGAUAAAAACAACACCAAAUCUGGAAAAGAGAAAGAGACUCAUAGGGUAGAAAAUGGAUAUGAACAUGACUUGAUACUUGAAAAGGAGAAGAUUCCUGAGAAGGGAAGUAAUAAAUCUGGUUUAACUAUUGGGGGGUUUGCAUCAGGGCAUGUUGAUGGCCACUCUCGAGAAAAGCUUGCACAUGUGAAGACAACUACUUCAAACAGAAUAGGUACCCAGCAAGACUCUGAAUGGGAUGGUGACCAACAAGUUGAUGGAAGCUAUGCGGGCAAGCAGGAGCUAAACAAUCCCCAGUGCAAUGGUACUCACAAAGCAACAGAAAUAGAUACUUCAGGUGACAAAUCAAGAAUGAGACAGGGACACAAGGAACAGGCAACUGAUAGUAAGAUUUUGAACUUGGAAAGGAACAGAGAAAAGUUAUACAUAAAAACUGAAAGAGAUGAUUGUCGCAAAGCUCAGGAUCCUCAGUGUCUUCGUAAUCAUGAACCGGAUGCUCUGGAUUACAAGUUGAGAAGUCGUGAUCUCGGUAGUUCUUCCACAUCAAAAAGUCAUCCUCGGCAUAAUGAUGAUCAGAGCGCUUCAAAGACUGAACUCAGAUCCAGAGACUGUAGGGGAUCAGGUAGAAAAGAGUGGAGGAAUAAUAUGGGAGUGAAUUCUUAUAGGGGCAAUUCACCCUCGGAGAGAAGACACCCUCAAAAGAAAUCGAGGGUCAAUUCUCCGGAAGGCCGAAGAAUGGACCAUGAUAACUAUCAUGCUAGAAGCAACGACCAACACAAUCAUCGUGAGGAUUAUUCCAGUGAUGCUGAUGGUUAUAGGAGGAGGCAGAAUCGUCGUGAGGAUUAUUCCAGUGAUGGUGGUGGUGAUAGGAGGUCGAGUCGUCGUGAGGAUUAUUUCAGUGAUGGUGGUGGUGAUAGGAGGAGUCCGAAUCGUCGUGAGGAUUAUUCCAGUGAUGGUGGUGGUGAUAGGAGGAGGCCGAAUCGUCGUGAGGAUUAUUCCAGUGAUGGUGGUGGUGAUAGGAGGAGGUUGAGUCGUCGUGAGGAUUAUUCCAGUGAUGGUGGUGGUGAUAGGAGGAUGUUGAGUCACCGUGAGGAUUAUUGCGGUGAUGGUGAUGCUGGUAGAAGGAGGCCGAGUCCCCAGCACAGUGAUGGUGAUGUUGGUAGAGGGAGGCUUAGUCCCCGGCAAUCAGAAUUUUCUCCCCCGGCUUCAUAUCCGACAAGAACGGAGUAUGGUGGUCGCAGAAGGCAUGAUCCUCCUUCAUAUGAUGGAAGGCAUGACCCCUAUACGAACUCAAGAGAGUCGGAACAUGUAAAUUAUGCAAUGGACCAAAGAGGCGUUCCCUUCCAUGGAAAUCCACCCAAUGUCCAGUAUCAUGAAUACACCGACCUCGAGUAUGGCAGACACAACACUGCUCCUGUUGAUAGGUAUCCUCUCCAAGAGGACUCUACUGGAUUCUAUGGUGGGCAUUUCAGGGAUUACGGAGAGGGAUCAGGUUAUCGAAAAAGGAACAGAUUAAACCCGGAAGAUAGGGCUUUGUCUUGUGGUCCGGUUACGGAAAAGUAUGCCCUACGCCUUGACCUAACGAACCAUCAUCCAGUAAGAAGGCAAGGUGGACUACCGGAUGCAGGCUUCUCACGUGAUGCUUGGUGAGAAGAGUACUUAUAUAGAUGAGCCCUCCUGCCAGGUAGGUUGCUAAUGUUGUGAUUCUUGUCCCAGUCAGCCUAAAACCCCUGCAGGAAAAUCAGCUGUUAAACCUUAGCCACCAAGCAUGUAUCCUUAUUAUUAGUCUGUAAUAGUAGAACGGCUUGUUUCUGGCGACUUAGAGUUGGUUGUUUUUUGGUUGUUCCCUACACUUGGUUCAGUGUCACGCUUGGUCAAAUGGUUUAAAACCCAACACCGAAUUGAAUUGUCAGUCAACCGAACUGCUGGUACCGAAA
This is a messenger RNA of Lolium rigidum, 3813 nucleotides long. RefSeq lists its product as uncharacterized. NCBI's taxonomy places the organism in Eukaryota, Viridiplantae, Streptophyta, Magnoliopsida, Poales, Poaceae. The record is from RefSeq and is a predicted model, not a curated record. The coding region runs from base 98 to 3526 and encodes 1142 amino acids. The transcript is spliced from 10 exons.